Messenger RNA from Drosophila teissieri, 711 nucleotides. RefSeq lists its product as uncharacterized. The record is from RefSeq and is a predicted model, not a curated record. Lineage: Eukaryota; Metazoa; Arthropoda; Insecta; Diptera; Drosophilidae. The transcript is spliced from 3 exons. The coding region runs from base 346 to 630 and encodes 94 amino acids.
CAGAUCGGCACUAGUCCGGCCAAUUGCUGGCGUAUUGUUUACAUAUACACUAGUUUAUUAACCCAGAAAGUCAGGAACAUCCCGUGUGGUGCUCGGUGCUCCGCAAAAACCCUGGACAAAGUCUCCUUGAAAACGAUUUGGAAAACAUACCAAAAACUCCCCCAGUUUGUGUGCCGUCGUGAUCCUGUCAAAAUAUCGACCUAAAAAGUUACUUUCGGAUUCUCCGAGAAGGCGGGUUAGCCAUUAUUGCUAUUUAUGGAGAGCAUCGAAAAAAUGCUAUAAAUAUAUCCGAUCCCGACAGAAAGCGAGCCGAAGAUUUUAAUAUCGCUCCCUGGCCAAACAACAAUGGCUACAAUGGAUGAUUUCUUCCAUAAGGUGCAGCGGAAGCAUCCCACCAUUCUGGACGACUUGCGAGCAGUCUUCAAAAACUCGCAGAGCGAUUCACCACAGCGUUCAAUAACUCUAUCCCAAAUACGUGCUGCCUACACUCAACGAACUGGCCAGGACUUUCCCAUAAAGGGUGGCACGCGAACUCAAAUGUGUUUCGUUUUGACAAUCCCUUAUGUUGCCUGUUUCACCAGUCAAAUUGGCACCUUGCGAUUUUUUACCAUUGACGUGAAACAGGAAUAGGGGCAAAUUAAAAACAAAGUCUAGUCACUCCGUGCAAUUUCUGGGUACUCAUACGAUGUAUAGCAAUAUCUAAAAAUACCU